Molecule: messenger RNA, 474 nt
Organism: Rubroshorea leprosula
Lineage: Eukaryota; Viridiplantae; Streptophyta; Magnoliopsida; Malvales; Dipterocarpaceae
Source: the annotation of a GenBank genome assembly
ACUUGAUACAUUUCUUUACAUACAGCUCUAAUAACGAGUUUCUUCAGGACGAAACCUGCGAUGCUAUGGAAUAAUGGCAGCCAUGGAGAGACCUCAAAGGAGACAACCGAUUCUGGAUGGUACAAUGAUAUUUUACGUGUACGUGCUUGUGGUAGAAGGAAGAGGCAUCAAAUUUGUGUACAUGGGCCACUUUGGUAAUAAAAGUACACCAUUCCACCUCAAUAAUUCGGAACCAUGGCAGCAAGUAUGCUGUUGCGUCGUUGGAGAAUGACAGAAUGCCAAAUGCAUCCAACAACCCAGGGGUUAAGGCCAUCUAUCGUCCCUCUACUAUCCAAAAUAGUGCAUUCUAAACCUUCUACUAUGAAUUGGCUUCAUGUCGUCCCUCUACAAUGUAAAAGCAUGCACUUGUCGUCCCUCUACAAUGUGAAAACAUGCACUUGUCGUCCCUCCAUCCAAUUAAGCUAACAGCUGUGU